This is a messenger RNA of Hydractinia symbiolongicarpus, 4456 nucleotides long. Its product is annotated as folliculin-interacting protein 1-like. The record is from RefSeq and is a predicted model, not a curated record. Bases 111 to 3455 code for a protein of 1114 amino acids. Gene Ontology annotation, molecular function: protein-folding chaperone binding; ATPase inhibitor activity. Gene Ontology annotation, cellular component: cytoplasm. The transcript is spliced from 23 exons. Lineage: Eukaryota; Metazoa; Cnidaria; Hydrozoa; Anthoathecata; Hydractiniidae.
CCAAAAAUUUAACUUCGUUUCAUCCCGCGAUUGUGAAAAAGAAUUAUGUUUUUGUGAUUUUAUGUUUCAAAAAAGAUAUGUUACGUUUUACUGUUUUUUAAUAUAGAAAAAUGUUUUCGAGAAUAUUUAAUAUCCAUGGUAAAAAAGAUACAGCUAAGGAAGAUUCCGGAAAAGAAUGUCAAAAAAAGUUGGAUGAAUUUCAAGCUCUCCCAAGACUUCCAAAAUUGGACAAAAGCAAAAUCCGUGUGUUGAUGUUCAAAGAUAGUGAACGUAGAAGUGACAAAUCUUUGCUUUUUGAUUCUGAUGCAAUAGUUAGUGUUGAUAGUGAGUCUCAUCUAAAUGUAAGUGAUAACCGAACAAAAAUUCCUAAGAUGACAGAUUCUCCUGCUAGCCCAUCACCUCAGAAGUAUCAGUGUCUUAAACCAAAUGGAGAUGUUAAGGUUCUUGGAGAGAUGAUAUUUGGUUCUGUUGCAAUGGUGUACAAGGGAUCUGUGUUAAAAGUACAUUUAAUGAGAACACCUCCUCAACUGCUAAUGACCAAAGUAUUUGCAUUGAGAUCAAGAAGUGCUGGUGUAAAUUUCUGCGAUGGUGAAUUAUCAGUUAGUGGUUCUAUUAAUGCACCACAAAUUCAUAUUUCAUCAGAAUCAAUAAUGUCAGAUUCAAUGCAUGAAAGCCCUGAAGAGAGCAUGAUUAGAUCAUAUUCAAAUCCAAUAGGAAUGAAUCGCAAUAAUCGUAACCAGUCUUUUCAUUCACUCAAUGCCUCAGUAACUUUUGGAAUGUCAAGUUGGAAUGCUUCAUCUGAUAAUCUCACUAGAUCCACCAGUCUUGCAUCUCUACAUGGAACUCCUUUACAUUCUCCCUGUGGCAGCUACCAAAGAAGAUUUUUCCGUAGCCAACGAACCAGUUUGGAUUCUCCACAUAUGUGGAGAACAAAGUCUGAGAUUUCAGAAGAGAUUCGUUCAGCACAUAAACAACAACCAAAAAUUGGAGUGGGCGUGAUAUUUAAGCUAUGGGACAACAAUGAUGAUAACAGGGCAUUUCAAAACUUUUAUUUCACACAUUAUGCACUGUUUGAAUCACAUCUUCAGACGUUAAGAGUAAAGAUCGAAAAAUCGUUUUAUUUGCGACAGAGAUUUAUUGAUGCAGCUAUGAGUGCUGUUGAAUGUUUUAAAGAUGAUAUUAUGAGGCUGUGUUAUGCACCAAGAAUAAUUGAGCCUGUUUGGUUAAACCUAAUGGCGGUUGUUGAAAAUAAAUAUCACGAAACCGUUGAGAAGUUUAUGAACAAUUUUAUGCAGCUGAUCAGCAUUUGCGAAAAAAAAGAAAAUAACUAUUUUUUGUCAAUCCUAUUAACUGCUGUGUUAACACAUCACACUUCUUGGGUGGCAACAGUUAUGGCGACUGGUAGUGCUGCAAAGCGUGCUUAUUUGGACAAACACUCAUCUAAAACGCUUGACGUGCUAGCGAAAUGCCACCCUUACAAUCCACUUUGGGCUCAACUAUGUGAUUUGUAUGGUUCCACCGGAGCUCCUUUAAAGUUGGCACGGACUAUUGUUGUUGGAAAAAAUGCUCAUCUGGUCUGUGAAAUACUCAAGUUGUUGACUUAUUUUAUUCGAUGCAGUGACAUUAAAGAAAACUUUUUAAGAAUGGAGAGUGAUACGAUGUUUCGUUUUAGUGGCUCUAGUUGGAACGAAAGUUACUUUAGUAAAACGCCAAGCACUCCCAAUAGUGUACGUAGCUGGAUAGACACAAACACACCUGUACAUAAGGAAAGUGAAAAAAAUGAUGAUACACCUGUAGAAAAUAAGACACCAAAAGUUAGUGAAACUGAACUUAAGGUGACACCACGAAGUUUAGAAAAACAGUUUUUCGACACUGCUAUUGAUACGUCAAGUUGUUACUGCAGAGUAUUGCAGCAGCUAGACAUGAUUGGCGAAAAAAAUUUGACAAAUUUUCUUAAAAACUCUGAUAAUAAAAACAUCAAAGAGUUGUUAGACGUUACCGAUGAUGGAGCUGGUCCCCAUUCGAAAUCGUGUAAAAAUUGCAGGACAUUGGAGAAACCAAUUUUCGCUAAGUUCUGCGAUGCAUGUCGGAAACAACAAAGGAAUGUGGGUUUAGAAAUCGACCCAGUGUGUCAUCACUGCGUGCAGAGACUUGAAAAAACGCAACAGAUAUUAAAUAAUGCUUCUACAAAAAACAUUUUGAAUUUUGAACUCAGUAACUGUGGCAAAAAUGGUUACAGCACAGAGACGUUGAAAUCGUUGACUUUAAAGGACUCUCUGUGCUUGCCAAAAAAGCCAAGUUUUAAAUGUUAUUGUUGUCCUCUACUAAAUGAAAGUCAGAACGUUAUUAUUACAUGCGAGGAACAUCCGAGUGAUUUAAUUCCACGCGUUCGAACAGCUUCGGAUCCUGUCGACGUGUCAACAUGCAAAAUUAAGCCGGGUUACUUGCGUAACAGUACAACAAGCCGUGACAGUGGAACGGAAAUGGCUUACAGUGUUAGUUCUAGUUCGCAAUCACACGAUCUUGAAUCCACAGACUCUCUCAACUUAACAAGAAACAGUUCUUUAAGCUCGCAAGAUGACCUGCUAAAUUCCGAACACGUCCCUGAUUUAGACUCUGAUUACUGCAGCAUCGACAACGAGCAAUUUGUGACUAAUGAUUCGAAUGAUAGUGACACGCUUGAAAACAAUUUCCGACAAGUGUCAAAAAGUGCGUCGUCGACUACACUUAAGGAGUUACCGUUAGUUCUGAGUACGUCACUGGAUAAUAAUGACUCUAUCGAAGAAGAGGAAAUUGAUGUGUUUGGGAGUGUUUUGAACCUUGAUUUGGAGAAUAUGAACUUAAGGGAAUUGCCUUUAGCCAGAACGCAUCAUAAACCAUCAAGAAAACAUUCAAGACCUGCUGGCAAUGAAGCUGUCACGUUCGGAAAGUCGUUAUUCGCUGGAUACAAUGACGAAUACGUGCCAAAUUUUGUUUUGCAAGGAACAGGAAAUCUGGACUGUAAAAGACUGGCUACUGACUUACAAAAUUCUGUCAAGUAUUCAGUGUUGGACGAAGAAGUUUCCGAUGCUGUUUGUAUCGUUGCUGACACUGAUACAUGGUCAUGCGAUUUAUGGACUUUAGCAAAAAGAACUGACUCGUUUAACCAAAGUACCAGCGAGAGUUUGAACACGAAACCAGUUUUCGCUUCCGGUUUAGUCUCUUCAAUGGUCGAAUCUACUAAAGAAUUAUGGGAUAUGAAGAUGUCGCCCCACUUCUGUUUGCUCCACUUGGAAGAGCAGCUUAAAGACAUCUACAAUCGUAGCAAAGUAUUGAGCGAGUUUGCUUGCUGCAACAACGAAAAAUCUACAUCUGCCUUCAUGAAUGGGUUUGGCUAUCACGCCAACGAUAUCUUGUUACUAAAUUCUAUUGGUGGUAUCUACUCGUCUUCGUUUGUUGACAGCAUGUUAGAGUAAAUGGAACCAUAAUGCUUUAAUAAUAGACGUUCCAAAUUGGGAAUAAUUCUUAUGACUGGUAUCUCUUGUAAAACCAACCGUCUUAUUUUUCCUGCAGUCUUGGAAAUUGAGUUCGCAAUUGAGUCCCGGUUUAAUGUUUUUUUACCGGUUGGGAAAACCGUUUUUUUUAUUUGGUCAUUCAGGGAGUAUUAAAUUAAUCCAAGUUUAGUAUUAUAUAGGUAGGAAAAGAUUAUUUUGAUAUUUGUUUUAUUGUGUGAUUGUUUUAUAGUUGUGCCAACCUGUCUUGUGUUUUAUUAUAUUGGCCAGCUAGGUUUGGUUGGGUUUAGUGAAAAGUGUUUUUAAGCUUUCCAGCACUGCUGUUCAAUUCUACUUACUUGCGCAGGUUUAGUAUUAUUGCUGAACUUGGUCCGAAACGUAGAUGAUUUGUGUUGAUUGCCAAUUAGACAGUUGAUUAUGAAAAAAUCGCUUUUUCGUGGGAAAAAUGUUAUCUUCAGUUUAAAAUGUUUAUUUUCCGUUAACUAUGGUGUUUUUUUAGAUGUUUAGCUAACUUGGUUGUGUAAGUUUUUGCGUGUUUCUGAAUUAGAUGAUGCACAAUUGUCUUCCUGUCAGCAAUGCGAUCUUAAGAAACGGCUUAAUGAAAAAUUCACUUCAGUUAUUUCCUAACUCGACUGAAAGCAUUCCCACACACAAACAAUAAAUUCACCCACGUUUUUUUCAAGCAGAACUUGUAUCUAACAGAGGAGCGAGUCUUUUAUUCAAAAAACCUGUUUCUUUCUGUCUAGUGCAAGUGUUCAAGCCGUUUUCUUAAAAUUUGUGGUUGUUUUUUUUACAUUGUUGACGUUGCUGGAAAGACAAACGUGUCAUUCUGUUAUUGUACGUACGUGUGUGAACAAAUAUUUAUCGAAACUUUAUUUUAGCGUGUAACAUUCAAAUCUAAACUAAUAUUUUGAAUAUAAAAAUUAUUUAUUUUUAUGCCUUCAUAAACAUAAAAUUUCUUUCAA